Molecule: messenger RNA, 957 nt
Organism: Macroventuria anomochaeta
Lineage: Eukaryota; Fungi; Ascomycota; Dothideomycetes; Pleosporales; Didymellaceae
Product: NAD(P)-binding protein
Exons: 1
Coding region: 1-957 (318 amino acids)
Source: RefSeq, a predicted model, not a curated record
AUGACACCCCCCACCACCAACAAAGACCCAACGCAAAUCUUCCUCCUCGGCGCCGGCGAACUCGGCACCAGCUUCCUCCCGCACAUCUCCAGUCUGCCCAAUAUUCAGAUCACCGUUGGUGUACGCUCGCCAGACCGUUAUGCUCACCUACGCUCCUCGCACAUCCAUCUCAUUACCAUCGACCUGACCUCCCCCUCGCCGGCCCUCGUGGAAAUACUCAGCCGCUACGAUGUUGUGAUAAGCGCAACAGGCUUCACCUCCACCCCCUCUUCACUCACAAAAUUAGCUUCCGAGGUCCUCUCCGCAGGGAAACAGAGAAAACAGAAUGGACAGGGCAGAUUGUGGUUCUUCCCCUGGCAGUGGGGCGUAGACUACGACGUCACACUCUCUUGUCACUCCUUCAUGCCUUUGUUUGGCGAGCAGAAACGUGUCCGCGAGCUCCUCCGCUCGGAAGCAUCUUUCAGCAACGUCAAGUGGACGGUUGUGAGUACGGGGAUCUUCAUGUCCUUCCUAUUUGAGCCGUUUUGGGGCGUUGUUGAUCGGUCAAGUCAAGUGGAGGGGGGAGAGGUCACGGUACGGUGCUUGAAGGACUGGGAGCAUGGAGUUACAGUGACUGAUGUGGACGAUAUUGGGAGGGUGGUUGGAAGGAUUCUGGCGGGCGAUGUGGAUGCUGAGAAUAGGGUUUUGUAUGUCGCGGGCGAUUCGAUUAGGUAUGCGGAUCUUACAAAGAUCGUGGAGAAGGUAGUGGGGCGAGAGGUUGUAAGGGAGGCGUGGAGUGUUGAGCAUCUGCAGGAGGAACUGAGGAAGGAUCCGGAGGAUAGGAUUAAGAAAUACAGACUGGUGUUUGCUGGAGAUGGAGUGUGGUGGGAGAAGGAGAGGACGGCGAAUCAUGUGUUGGGGGUGGAGAUGAUGGAUGUAGGGACGUACGCAAAGAAACUCUUCAGUGUAUGGAAAUAG